AUAGCCUGACCCACACAAACACAAACACACGCACACACACACACAUUUUAUAUAAGGAGCAUUGAAAUAGUCGUAAGAGCAGAUGAAACAAGCAAGCCAAUGAAGGCAACAAAACAUGAAUGACAGCAAGACUUCAGUUUUAGAAAGAUGAGCACCUGGUUCCUCCUUCCUCUGUGUGUGCUGACCUGUUGUUGCAGCCGUAGCAAUGGCGCCCUCUCUUGCCCAGACAUGUGCACCUGCCAUUUCUCUUCCAGCGACACCAAGGUGGUCUGCAGUGACGACUCCCUCUCCCAGUUCCCCUCCGAUGGUCUCCCAGGCAACACCACCUCCUUGUCCAUCCAAUCCACCAACCUCAGCACGAUUACUGCCAACCACUUACAGGCCACGCCCAUUCUGAAAGAGCUCCAACUAUAUUACAACAACCUGAGCACACUUCCUUCAGAUCUCCUCAGAGCUGUCCCUCACCUGCACACGUUGGAUCUCACAGGGAACCACCUGCACUUCCUGCCACCAUAUGUCUUCAGCCACGCUCCACUGCGUAACCUGGUGCUGAAGAUCAACCUGAUCAGCGGUGUGGAUGCUGAUUGGCUCCCUGACAACAGUAACCUCACCUGGCUGGACCUAUCAGGGAACCACUUGACGGCCGUACCCACAGCCCUGUUCCAGAAACUACGCCACCUGAAGAACCUUGACCUCUCCCAUAACCGCCUGGAGAAGCUCCUGGCGGGGGCACUGAAUCCUCUGAGCAGCCUAGAGAGGCUCAACCUGGAGGGGAACCAACUCAGCGCCCUGGACCCUUCCGCCUUCAGGAACACCCCAAACCUGACGCACCUCUUCCUCCAGGAGAACCAACUGGAGAGGCUUCCCCCGACUCUCCUCCAGGGGCUCCAUCGCCUCGAGUUCCUGUUUCUCAACUUCAACCGGCUUGGUCACAUCUCCAACACCCUGCUGGAGCAGCUCUCCUCCCCAUGGACAAGCCACCAUCUUUGGGUGGCCUUCAGCCAGAACCCCUGGGUGUGUGAUAAGAAGGUGGAGGACCUGUGGAAGUGGCUGCAGAAGAACCAGAAGAAAGCUUUCCUGGCCGAUGACAUCAGGUGUGCCAGCCCCGAGUCUCUGAAGGAACGAUCAGUUAUGUCACUAACUGACAGUGAGCUAGGACUCUGAUUAUAUUUUUUACUUAAACAAUAAGACGGUGGGGGAGGUGUCUCAGUAUGACCCCGGGGAGAGUGUUCUUUCUGGAGGAGGUGAAAUGUGCCAGCCCUGGUUGUUAAGGACCAGCGGUUGUGUCUCUGACAGAGAAAGAGCUAGGCCUCAAAACUGACAAAUAAAACAGGCCCACUCUUCAGGUAACAACUGCAAA
This is a messenger RNA of Oncorhynchus tshawytscha (Chinook salmon), 1360 nucleotides long. Its product is annotated as leucine-rich alpha-2-glycoprotein-like. The coding region runs from base 148 to 1164 and encodes 338 amino acids. The record is from RefSeq and is a predicted model, not a curated record. Gene Ontology annotation, cellular component: plasma membrane. NCBI's taxonomy places the organism in Eukaryota, Metazoa, Chordata, Actinopteri, Salmoniformes, Salmonidae. Gene Ontology annotation, molecular function: protein binding. The transcript has 2 exons.